ACCAUGGAUGUUUUCUUUCGGCAAACGUGGAUUGAUGAGAGGUUGAAAUUUGGUGGGCCCACUGAAAUUCUGAAAUUGAACAAUCUAAUGGUCAGUAAAAUAUGGACACCAGAUACCGUUUUUAGAAAUGGGAAGAAGUCAGUUGCUCAUAAUAUGACAACUCCUAACAGACUUUUCAGGAUAAUGCAGAAUGGCACCAUCCUCUAUACAAUGAGACUUACCAUUAAUGCUGACUGUCCAAUGCGUCUGGUAAACUUCCCUAUGGAUGGGCAUGCUUGUCCACUGAAGUUUGGGAGCUAUGCCUAUCCUAAAAAUGAGAUUAUUUACACCUGGAAAAAAGGACCAUUGUAUUCAGUGGAAAUUCCACAAGAAUCUUCCAGUCUUCUCCAGUAUGACCUUAUAGGGCAAACAGUCUCUAGUAAAACAAUUAAAUCCAAUACAGGUGAAUACAUAAUCAUGACUGUUUAUUUCCACUUACAAAGGAAGAUGGGCUACUUCAUGAUACAAAUAUAUACUCCUUGCAUCAUGACGGUCAUCCUCUCUCAGGUGUCUUUCUGGAUUAAUAAGGAAUCUGUCCAAGCUAGGACAGUUUUUGGGAUCACUACUGUUCUAACUAUGACUACAUUGAGCAUCAGCACCCGCCACUCUUUGCCCAAGGUGUCUUACGGUACUGCCAUGGAUUGGUUCAUUGCUGUGUGCUUUGCCUUUGUCUUUUCUGCACUUACCGAGUUUGCAGCUGUCAACUACUUUACCAAUCUACAAACUCAGAGAGCUAUGACAAAGGCAGCUAGGGCAGCUGCACUCUCAGCAACGACCAUACCGGUAGAAGACGAGAUAGUCUUGCACUCCAGCUCCAAUUGCAAUUUGAAGAAAUGAAUGAACUCUGUGAAAUCUCAAACAGACCAGUCCCCUGAAGCAAGCAUAUGGUCCAAUAGCGCAUCUCAAAGUCAACAAAUUUCUGUUGUUCCGCCGCCACCAUCACCAUCACCAGUUGGAAGCACAAGUAAAAUAGAUCAGUACUCCAGGAUCCUCUUUCCAGUGGGAUUUGCAGGAUUCAAUUUAGUAUAUUGGGUGGUUUACCUUUCAAAAGACACUAUGGAAGUGAGUAGCAAUAUUCUCCAGCAAGAUGAAGUCUGAAUCCACUUUGAUCGGGUAUUGAAUUUAGCACUAAAGGAAGCAGUUAAUUAAGGUUUUUAGUGAAAGAAGUAGAUACACAGUUAGUACUUUAAAGUCAGACUCAGGGUCAAGGUGUGGAGAUGGAACUUCCAUGACUAAAAUUAAUUUUAUUUUCUUUUUGACAAAUGAAGAAAUCCACGAAAAAAGAUGUUAAGUAUCUGCCUUCAUUGAAGUGACUGGGCAAGCUUGCUACUGCAGGAGUUCCUUGAGUGCAGUGGUGUACACACGCAGAGAGAGCUCUGAGACAGAGAAUAUGGCUUCUAAGAUAGGAAAGUUUCCCCUUCCUCCCUCAGCCCCCCUGCAAGCCUCUCCAGAGGGUCUGGGGCCUCUUCCAAACAAGGUGGGAUGGGGAAAUUUCCUUCUGUUAACUUGUUUAACCUAACUUUACCUUAGGAUCCAAGCCAAUGUGUUUAUUAUGUAUUUAUUUGUUAAAGUUGUAUCUUACCUUUUCAUGAAAUAAUGCUCAAAGUGGCUAAUAACAGUGAUACAAUCAAGAUAUUAAGGAAUUA
Messenger RNA from Rhineura floridana, 1685 nucleotides. RefSeq names its product gamma-aminobutyric acid type A receptor subunit alpha6 (gene GABRA6). The record is from RefSeq and is a predicted model, not a curated record. Gene Ontology annotation, biological process: nervous system process; monoatomic ion transmembrane transport; synaptic transmission, GABAergic. Gene Ontology annotation, molecular function: GABA-A receptor activity; transmitter-gated monoatomic ion channel activity involved in regulation of postsynaptic membrane potential; GABA-gated chloride ion channel activity. Lineage: Eukaryota; Metazoa; Chordata; Lepidosauria; Squamata; Rhineuridae. The transcript has 6 exons. Gene Ontology annotation, cellular component: neuron projection; dendrite membrane; postsynapse.